Molecule: messenger RNA, 999 nt
Organism: Colossoma macropomum (tambaqui)
Lineage: Eukaryota; Metazoa; Chordata; Actinopteri; Characiformes; Serrasalmidae
Exons: 1
Coding region: 1-999 (332 amino acids)
Biological process (GO): sensory perception of taste; G protein-coupled receptor signaling pathway
Cellular component (GO): membrane
Molecular function (GO): G protein-coupled receptor activity
Source: RefSeq, a predicted model, not a curated record
AUGGUUUAUAACCACUCGUACUCUCUCUAUUUCUACGUUGGAAUGAGUGCACACACUUUUGCUUCACUGAAUGUUCCUCUUUCUGCUGUCAGCAUUCUUUUGAACUUUUUUUUUGUCUAUUGUAUGGUCUUUCCACAGAAAGGAGCAGAGCGGCUGAAGGAACCUCUGAAUGUUUUACUGGGAUCACUUGUUGGGUGCAACACUACGAUUCAUCUCUGCAGCCUUUUCUAUGUUUUUCAUCAGUUUGUCUUAAAUACACUGAUUAUGAAUUGGUACACCUUAAUUAUCGUAUCUGAUUUGAUUUUGAGCAUUAUGUUAUAUACCAUGCUGACCAUUGUUACCUCCUGCCACUGGAAGAACAUGUUUUACUUCUGCCAGAUUGUUCCUCUCCAGAAUUCUGUCUUCAUCUGGUUUAAGAGGAACAUAAGAACCUUAAUAUACUCUGCCUUGAUCUUAAAUGCCAUUUUCUAUUUGUUUGGAAUGAUUGUAGACAUUGCUUAUGAAAUUGUGCGAUCCCAUUAUGAUGUAGCAUUUACCCUCGGAAAUGACACUGGGGAUUCGCUGUGGAAUUCCAUGCAAUUAAAUCAUUCGAUAGGCUUAGCAAAUGUUUGGUUUACAUUACUCUAUUUCUUGCUCAGUCUUUGUGUGAUGUUGGCCUCGAGCUGUGCGACUGUUCUCUACCUGUGGAGACACAUGAAGAAUGUGGAGGAGAGCGGCCUCGUCUCUCCUCGUCUCCAGAGACAGAUAAAGAUGACCAUCACAGGCAUCACAGUACAGGUGCUCCUUCACUUCCUCUGCUCAGAUGGGAUUAUAAUAGUUGUAAUUGCAGAUAAAUUCUCUCAGGAAAAUUGGGAUUCUGAUGGAUUUGUCCUCUGUACAAUCAUUUCUUUGUACUCUUUCGGGACAACCAUAAACAUGGGUGUUUGUCAGUCACCGUUCCGACAGGGAGUAGUUAAUGCUUGGCAAAAACUUCUGCAAUUUCUUAUAUCACUGAAUUAA